AUGGUGAUUGUGGGAGGUGAGGAGAAAGUGCGGGACAUGAUGCAAAAUCACACGGGCCUUGAAGAAAAAGGAAACAGAGACUCAGAGAGGGUUGCCAAUAAACUCAAGGACAUACAGCUAAAGAAUUUCAACCCAAAGACUCUGCUGGCCAGGGCACUUUAUGACAACCACCCUGAUUGUUCUGAUGAGCUGGCUUUCUCCAGAGGAGACAUCCUGACCAUUGUGGAGCAAAAUGUGCCGGAAAGCGAGGGCUGGUGGAAGUGUUUGCUCCAUGGGAGGGAAGGCCUGGCCCCCGCCAACCGCCUCCACAUCCUCAAGGAGGUCCCCACAGACAGACCCUGUCCAUUGCUCCCGAGAGGUCUGGACACAGAUCUCAACAGCUCAGAGGUGGCCUACCCGGCGCCCACCCUGCUUCGUCCACCACGCCUAGAUCCGGUGUAUGAACCAAUGAAGAGCUGGGUGGAGGGGCCCCCAUCAGCCACUGCCCAAGUCUACGAAUUGCCUGACCCACCUUCCAGGGCCAGGAUCAUCUGUGAAAAGACUGUGAGCCUCCCCAGACAGGCCCUCUUUGUACUUCCCAGACCUACAAGGGCCUCGUUGCCGACUCUACUUUCCCAGGUGUAUGAUGUGCCCAUCCAGGGCCGGGUCUCCACAACCCUUAAGAAGCCAGAGAAACAGCAGGUGUACGAUAUACCCACCAGCUCCCCAAAGGCAGCACUUCGCCCCUCAGCCAACCAGGAACAGAAUGUUCUGGAGACACCAACAGCUACCUUUGGACGAGGUGGUGGCUACAACACCUUACCAAGCCCUCAGAAAUCAGAAAGGAUUUAUGACACCCCAGUGCUGUUAGGAAAGGCUGACAUCAGACAUGUGUCCCUGACCAGCUUCACCAAAGAAUCCGGGUCCAGUGCUGUCCCAGGUCCCAUCUCCACCAUGACCCUCCCUCCACAGCCAGGUAACAAUGCGCAGAAGAAAAACAGUCUUCCAGAAGACCUUUGCUAUGCCUCUCUGGCACCCAGGGACACCAGCCCUCCGGAUACAGGAGGAAACUACAAGGUUCCUUCUAGCCUUCUCAUGCCCCGAGUGGAGCAGCAGGACACCAAGCCCAACAUUUACGACAUCCCUAAAGCCACACACAGUGCGCCCCCGGCUGCGAAGGCGCUGGGGAAAGCCAGAGAGGCUCCUGAGAAUUCCUCCUGGAUCUCCAAGCAGACAGUUCUCCCAUCUCCUGAUCCAGAUGGAGCAUUCAUUUCUGGCUCGGACAACAGAGCUAGCAUGGCGUCUUCAUGCUCCUCCACGUCCACUGACUCCUCCUCCAGCUCCUUUUCAGAGGACUCGGCCAAGGAACUCUCCCUGGAUGUGGACUUGGCCAGAGAGACCGCAAUGGCCCUGCAGCAUAAGGUGUCCAGCUCCGCGGCAGGGCUGCUUCUCUUUGUAAGCAGGACAUGGAGGUUCAGAGACUCCCUGGAGGCCAACAUCAACGCCAUCCGUGGGGCCGCUGACAGCAUGGAAGAAUCCUUAAGACAAUUCCUGAAUUUUGCCCAAGGAGUUGGUGGGACUGCCUGCAACCUCAUAGACAGUCACCUGCAGACCAGACUUCGAGAUCAGCUGCAGGUGAUCUCCAGCUCCUACCAGCUCCUGCUAGACUCGAAGGAAAGCCUGGAUCACUGCAACUGGUCCCUCGAGGUUCUCGUCACGGACAAAGUCCAAAACAGCCUGGAUGACCUGGAAAGGUUUGUCUUGGUGGCACGGAUGAUUCCAGAGGAUGUCAAGCGGUUUGCCUCCAUUGUCUUUGCUAAUGGGAGGCUCCUUUUUAAGCAGAACUGUGAGAGAGGAGAGACACAGUCGAGGCGUGAAAAGUGUGCCCAGCCUUCCCAAAGAGAAAUCGAAUCAUAUCAAAAGAGUAGUCUCCUCAGUAAACAGGGGGUGAAUGAGCACGCCUGUGACCUAGCGAAGAAAGCCAGAAAAAACAUGUGUGGACAGAGUCCCAGCUCUCUUACCUCCCCACCUCCCAAUCAGCAGAACCCACAGAGGAAGAUCCACCUGUCUGAGCACUGCCGGCUCUAUUUCGGGGCGCUCUUCAAAGCCAUUGGCGUCUUUGCCAGCAGCCUCAGCGAUAGCCAGCCCCCAGAGGUCUUCAUCACUCGGAGCAAACUGGUGAUCACGGUGGGGCAGAAGCUGGUGGACACUCUGUGCAAGGAGACCCAGGAUAAGGAUGAGCGCAACGAGAUACUGCACAGCAGCAGCCAUCUGUGUGGACUGCUCAAGGACCUGGCACUGGCCACCAAGAAUGCAGUGAUCGAGUACCCAAGCCCUGCGGCCCUGGGCCACCUCCAGGCAGAGGUGGAGAAGCUCCAGUACCACACGCGGGAGUUCAGAGGGAUGUUGGAGUGAAGCCUUCCUACUUCCUCCCGUAGAGGUUCACUCCUGGCUAGCUUCCCACCACAGAGGCCCCUCUGCCACGCGGAAAGCCAUCCAGGGCAGACACACAGCCCAGAGCUGGCAUUACCAAGUGGCUAAGCCACCACAGGACUUACCCCAUGCAAUUCAAAAAGAGAGGCAGGUGUUGAGUCAGGACCUCGUGAAGUUGAGCACGCCGUGCCAGGUGCACAGAGUCAAUGGUGUGAGGGGACAUGUAGAAGUCCUGUACUAUAUUGGUCAACUGUAUGUGUGGUUUACAGUCAUUCAACACUUACUUAUUGGGCAGCUACAAUCAAGUUAUAAGGACUGGAGCAAAAGCAAUGAAUUAGAGGCCCUGUCCUCACAGAGUCACAGUCUAGUUGGGGAGACAGAGGGUCAAAGAAACACACCCACAGUCUAUCAGCUGAUAGCCAAGAAAGAGAGCUGAGGAAGGAAAGAGCUUAUUUUCAAAGGCUAAGUUCUGUGGCAUUCAUCGGAAAAAAAUAAUGAUUCACUGGGUGUAACAGCAUGUACCUG
This is a messenger RNA of Nannospalax galili (Upper Galilee mountains blind mole rat), 2937 nucleotides long. RefSeq names its product Cas scaffold protein family member 4 (gene Cass4). Gene Ontology annotation, cellular component: plasma membrane; cytoplasm. The record is from RefSeq and is a predicted model, not a curated record. The coding region runs from base 1 to 2394 and encodes 797 amino acids. Gene Ontology annotation, biological process: cell migration; cell surface receptor protein tyrosine kinase signaling pathway. NCBI's taxonomy places the organism in Eukaryota, Metazoa, Chordata, Mammalia, Rodentia, Spalacidae. Gene Ontology annotation, molecular function: protein binding. The transcript is spliced from 7 exons.